AUGAAAAGGUUGCGUACAUUGAAAACGAAGCUAAGAGGCAACAAUGACAGCUCAGCUUCCGUCCCCAUAAGCCCCCCGCAUAAUUUUCCUAUCGCUGCGUCGGUCGUCUCUAAAAUGUCUAAACUGCCCAUCCCCUCAACUCGCAACUUCGUCCGCACGACGAAGGGCAUUUUUGGUUUCCUCCUCGAACGUCGUCGCCCAUGGCGAUCCCGAUCCGCGGCGGAGUUAAUCAGAGCGUCCUCCUCGUCGUCUUCUUCGUCCCCGUCGUCGUCGUCGUCGUCGUCCGGAGGAGGAGGAUCGGGGGUUGGGAUCAACUCCAACUCCGUGCUCGUGGCGCUCCUCGACUCCCACUACACGGAGCUCGCGGAGCUGGUGGAGAAGGCCCUCCUGUUGCAAACCCUAGAGGACGCGGUGGGGCGCCACAACCUCACCGUCUUCGCCCCCCGCAACGACGCCCUCGACCGCGACCUCGACCCCGAGUUCAAGCGCUUCCUCCUCGAGCCCCGCAACCUGCGCUCCCUCCAAACCCUAAUCCUCUUCCACUGCGUCACCCACCGCCUGAAGAAGCCCGCUCCCCCCGUCCCCCCCGGCUCCCCCCCGGCCCUCCCCAUCUUCGACGCCAUGGCCCCCGGCCCCUCGCUCGCCCCCGCCCCCGCCCCCGGCCCCGGCUCCGGCAAGCACUGGUUCGACGGCGAGAGCCAGGUGAAGGACUUCAUCCAGACCCUCCUCCUCUACGGCGGCUACAACGAGCUCGCCGACAUCCUCGUCAACCUCACCUCCCUCGCCACCGAGAUGGGCCGCCUCGUCUCCGAGGGCUACGUCCUCACCGUGCUCGCCCCCAACGACGAGGCCAUGGCGCGCCUCACCACCGACCAGCUGAGCGAGCCCGGCGCGCCCGAGCAGAUCGUGUACUACCACCUCAUCCCCGAGUACCAGACCGAGGAGAGCAUGUACAAUGCCGUGCGCCGGUUCGGCAAGGUGCGCUACGACACCCUGCGCCUCCCGCACAAGGUCGUCGCCCGCGAGGCCGACGGCUCCGUCAAGUUCGGCCAGGCCGAGGGCUCCGCCUACUUGUUCGAUCCCGAUAUCUACACCGACGGCAGGAUCUCCGUCCAGGGCAUCGACGCCGUCCUCUUCCCCCCCGACCAGGCCCUCCCGCCCGGCGCCGCCGUCGCUCCCGCCGACCGCAAGCCGCCGCCCCUCGUCAAGCGCAAGCCCAAGCCCAAGCCCACCAGGAGAGGGAAAUUACUGGAAGCGGCGUGCCAGAUGCUAGGCGGCUUUGGUCAACGCUUCUCCAGCUGCCAAUCAUAAUUUUUAAACAAAAUUCGGGUGAUGACAAGUCAAGGACCAAAAAAAAAA
This is a messenger RNA of Ananas comosus (pineapple), 1359 nucleotides long. RefSeq names its product fasciclin-like arabinogalactan protein 17. Lineage: Eukaryota; Viridiplantae; Streptophyta; Magnoliopsida; Poales; Bromeliaceae. The record is from RefSeq and is a predicted model, not a curated record. Bases 1 to 1311 code for a protein of 436 amino acids. The transcript has 3 exons.